Lytechinus variegatus (green sea urchin) is the source of this 3214-nucleotide messenger RNA. RefSeq names its product kelch domain-containing protein 4-like. The transcript is spliced from 15 exons. The coding region runs from base 184 to 2493 and encodes 769 amino acids. Lineage: Eukaryota; Metazoa; Echinodermata; Echinoidea; Temnopleuroida; Toxopneustidae. Gene Ontology annotation, molecular function: protein binding. The record is from RefSeq and is a predicted model, not a curated record.
GUGGAUUCGCUGUUGUCUGAGAUCAUCGAGCACCCCAAAGCGGCUUGUAAACUUCACAUAAGGGUUUCAGACUACAACUUACGAGUGUGAUAGAGUGUAUAUCUAGGACCCUUGCUUUCUUUUCGCUCUGUUAUUCAACAAGAGAUUAUAAGAUCAGAGCCAGCUGCAUGAGGUUGUAUCAUCAUGGCCCUAGCUGUGAUUAGCUUGAAAUGGGUACAUCGUGAGAUUCAUGGAAAACCACCAUCACCAAGACAAGGGCACAGCGCCUGUGUCAUUGGUAGUGUGGCUUAUAUUUUCGGAGGUAUCAGAUCAGUUGAUUGGCCUAAAAAAGGAACAUAUUUUUUCAGAGAUCUAUUUCAGCUACACUUAUACAAGCGAAUGCAAUGGGAGAAGGUUAAGCAAAAAGGAGAAAUCCCUAAAGGAAGAUAUGGGCACCACAUGUGCGUGAUUGGUCAUAAAAUCUACCUGUUUGGUGGAAAGCACGAACUACACGCUGAUAAAUGCCUCCCCGGUCUUCAUGUGUACGAUACAGAAAAGAAAGAAUGGUCCCAGCCCCAGACGAGCGGUACCGAGCCUGAAGCUCAUGGUAGCACAUCAUCGGUGGUUGGGACGAGGAUCUACGUGUAUGGCGGGUUGGUGGACGGACAGGCGGUCGAUGAUCUGCACUGCUUUGACUCAGAGAACCAAUGGUGGGUUAAACUCACUGUACAAGGGGUGCCUCCAUCGCCAAGAUGUGAUUCUGCAAGCACAGCUGUAGGACAUGAGAUGUUCAUAUUUGGAGGAACUGCUGGAACAGAUAAAUGGUUUAACGAUAUUCAUGUCUUUGACGCAAAGAAGCUUCUUUGGAAAGAAUUGAAUAAAACAGAUGGAGAGCCGCCAACACCACGGGGGAAUCAUUGCUUCCUAGCUCACGUUGACAAGGAUAUUUAUGUCUUUGGUGGAUCGAAUGAUUCUAAUUCGUCUCACCCAACACUUGGUGAUUUAUACAAGUUUAGCCUGGACAAGCGUAAGUGGAAGCGACCAUUCUAUGGAGGAUGCCCGCCCGCCAAGAGAUCGGGACAUGCAGCUAUCAUUCAUAGAAGCAAACUGAUCAUUAUCGGAGGAAGUAAUGAAGAUACUGAUUUCAAUGACGUACACGUUGCUAAACUCAUCAACCCGUCGAAAAGACAACCAUUGAAAGUGCCUGCUGGCGACAUGCACGACUUCCUGGACACCAUCAACAAUGCUGACCCUCGACCCACGGUCGUCGACGGCGAGGACGCAGAGGCGCACUUCCAUGAGAAGGAGGAAGAGGCGGAGGAGGAUCCUGCACCAGACCUCAAGGAAACGGAAGGGUCACGUGAGGGUCACGUGAAUCAAGAAGGACCCGGAUCUAAACAAGAGGACAGUGUGGCUGGGUCCGAUCCAGAUAUGAAAGGGGGUCCAGGAAAAUCUGUGCACUUUGAGGACGAAGAAUCUGAAAAGCAAGAUGGAGCUUCAUUAUCUUCUUCAGCGGGUUCGCUAUCAUCGUCGGCAGGAUCAUUGUCAUCAGCAUCGUCGUCAUCAUCGGGCUCAUCAGAGGGGUCGACAUCGUCAGAUAGCAAAGGAAACACCAACAACAGCAAUAGCAACAACUCGGCUCUGGGUGUCAGGACCAGAAGACAGCAGGAUGGCAUCCGAAGGGACACUGUCAAAGAGGUUGAGGAAAAGGGUUCAGAUGGAGGAUUGGAAGAUUCCGUCGGGAGGCAGGUAGAUGAUGAUGAGGAGGAGGACGAUGGGAAGGCAGACGUUGCAUCCGGGAGCAGUAGCCAGCAAGGAACGCAGGAUAAUCAAGCUGAUGAUUCAACCUCACCCAUUCAGCCCGGUAAGGAAAAGCUUGCUCCCAUCAGUAAAGCAGAAACCAAGAUGUCCGGUGCGAAACAGGGUAAGAAGGCUGGCGCAAAGAAGCAGAAGAAGAAACCCAAGCAAGAGACAAGUAACGGAACGUCCGUGUAUGAAACUCAGCUUCCUCCUGCGGGAUACAGACCUUACCCGCCCAUGGAAAUCCCCAUGCAGAAUUGGCAAAGAGCCCCAGAGGAGGCAGCGUGGCAUCAAUAUCCCGAGGACUGGAGAACCCAGAAUCAGCUUCAUUCUCCCGCACACCAACCACAGGAGCGACCGGAGUCGGAGGAAGAGAGUGAGAGUGAAAGCGGAAGUGACAGUGAAAGUGAGGAAAGUGAAGAUAGUGAUGAUGGUGGUGACGAUGGCGGCAGUCAGACCGAGAAUCCUGAAGUUCGUAAUAUGAAUGGGUACGAUGAUUCACUUUCCUCCGGGAGACAAGGCGAAGAUACCAAGGAAGAAGACGAGAGUGAGGAUGGGGAUGAUGGCAGUGAUGAGGAUAGUGAUGAGGAAGAGGGGGAGGACGACGACGAAGAGGAAGAAGAAGGAGACGAGGAUGAAUCGGGCAGUGGUACCGGAAGUGAUAGUGAGUCCGGAAGUGGCUCUGAAGACGAAAGUGAAUCCGAAGAAGACUGAAACACGUACACCCAGGAAAGCAUUUCAGUAACAUUUCUCGUCUGAUAAGUUGUUAGAUUCGAAAACUUUCCUUGAUUUCGAUUGACUAAGUAGCGCAAGUGUCCGAAUGUUACAUGGUAACUGUCGGAUGAAACGUCCAAAAGGUCAUUUCAUGAGACGUUCCCCCGGGAGAGAGUUUCCGAUCAAAUUGGCUGAGAAGCACAUUUGUCUUUGGUAACUAUCGGAUAAAAAGGAUUUUCACCAAACGCCACCCUGAAGAUAAUAGCGAGCUUUCGCACCGGCUACGCAGACUUGUUUUGGAACGUAGAGAAUAUAUAUUUUCUCAAUGUCCUUCAUGGAUAUUAAGCCUUUCAUUGUCGAGGGUCGGUGAAUUGAAACAGCGAUUUUGUCGGUGACUCUGGAAAAACGACAUUUCGAUUUUUCACCAACUCUGAAAUGUUGACGAAACUGCUGUCCCGAAUCACCGACCUUCGACAAAGACUUUGUGAUUUGACCUGCCUUUCUAAUGGAUUUACUGCCUUAAUUGUAGGAUUCAUUCCGCGUCACUGAGAGAAAAUUCGCUAAUGUUUACUUUUAACCCUUCUGUGACAAUGCUCCAUUAAUAGGUCUGGAGAUCAUACAUUUACAGGGGGUCGAUUCAUAAAGCUGAACGACUGGUGAUCCUUCCUUGUGGUAAAUGAUAUUCGACUUUAAACAUUCAUUGGUGAUUAUUUAGCGCGUA